AUGGGCAAGAGAGAGAGGGAAAAGGCCAAAUUUGAUUGGGACGAAGUAAGCGAAGAAGAACGAAAUUUAGCCGAGAAAAACCCUUCGAAAUCUAUUGCUGAAAGGAACAGUAGCGAUGACGAUGAGGCCAAUGAAGAUCUCAGCCUCAAGAUCGUCGAGAAAGCUAUGUUAAUGCGUGCGGCCAAGUUGGCUCCGGACAACGACGUCGUUUUGGGCGAGCCAAGCGGUUUGGUUGAACUCCCUUCUUCGACUUCUUUGCAGGAAGCUGAAGUUGCAUCUGCAGAUUUGGAGACUAAGACGGUACGUAAAAGGGAGAGGAAGAAGAGGAUUAAGAAGACAAAGAUUGAAGAAGCUGUGGUUGCUAACGAGGAAGAGAAGGUAGAGGCAGCUAAUGCUGUAGAUUUGGCUGAGGCGGAGCAACUGAAUAAUGUUGAGAUUAGCGACAAUGUUGUGCUGCGGAAACUACUUCGGGGACCAAGGUAUUUUGAUCCUCCAAAUAGUAGCUGGGGAACAUGCUUUAACUGUGGCGAAGAAGGUCAUGCAGCAGUGAAUUGCACCGUAGCUAAGAGGAAGAAACCAUGCUUUGUUUGUGGCAGUUUGGAACACCAUGCCAGAGACUGCAGAAAGGGACAAGAUUGCUUUAUUUGCAAAAAAGGUGGACACUAUGCUAAAGAUUGUCCAGAAAAGCAGAAGAGGGGCUCAUUGAAAUCCCAAAUAUGUCUAAAAUGUGGAGAUUCUGGGCAUGAUAUGUUCUCAUGCAGGAAUGAUUAUUUAACCGAGGAUCUUAAGGAAAUCCAAUGCUAUGUCUGCAAGAGAUUUGGCCAUUUAUGUUGUGUCAAGUAUGUUGAUACUAGUCCCCAGGAAGUUUCUUGUUACAAAUGUGGUCAAUUGGGACAUACUGGUAUGGGAUGCGUAAGUUUGCGUGGUGGGGAAACCAAUGAUUUUGGAUCACCUCGUUUAUGCUACAAGUGUGGUGAACGUGGUCACUAUGCCCGUGCAUGUACAAGUUUUGCUAAUACUCACCAGAGAUUUGGGGAAUUAUCUAAUUACUCUACUCCCAUUUUGAAAUCUCAUAAGGAAAAGAGAGACUACACGGGGUUCAAGUCCGCUCCGCAUGACCUAAAUAAAGCUCACAAAAGAAAACAGACCCAGUAUGAAGAAAGAGGUAUGACGACCCCACAAAAGACUAAGCAUAGAGGUGGCUGGAUAAUGGACGAUCCAGGGGAUUUCUCCCCUAGAAAUGGCAAAAGGAACAGUUGGAAGUCUCCAGCAACACCACCAUCUGGUAGGGUUCAUGCUUCAAGUUCUAGAUCCUCUAAAAAAAUGUGGAAGGUUUCUGGAAGUCCAAUCUCACAAGGGCAAUCUAGGUCUUUUCAGCACAGAUAUUCUGCAUCGAGGUUUAGCAACUCUAGCGCUGAUGGUAUUAGAAGAAAUUAUGAUUGGUGGUAG
Prunus armeniaca (apricot) is the source of this 1449-nucleotide messenger RNA. The record is from the annotation of a GenBank genome assembly. Lineage: Eukaryota; Viridiplantae; Streptophyta; Magnoliopsida; Rosales; Rosaceae.